Molecule: messenger RNA, 1062 nt
Organism: Sugiyamaella lignohabitans
Lineage: Eukaryota; Fungi; Ascomycota; Dipodascomycetes; Dipodascales; Trichomonascaceae
Exons: 1
Coding region: 1-1062 (353 amino acids)
Cellular component (GO): plasma membrane
Source: RefSeq, a predicted model, not a curated record
AUGGAAGAAGAAUACGGUUUUACCAAUGAAAGCGCCCCUGGCCAAUCGUCGCAACCAAUUGCGUCUACCUCGUCUGUUGAAGAAUUCCACAAGAAACCUGUGAUCAACCCUGAUGCAGCUAUUACUGUGGAACCUAUUCGGAAACAGGAUUUGCAGCCCUCUUAUGCUACUGAGAUGGCGGUACCGUCCAAUGGCUGGUACGGUUCUCUCAUGAAUGGAUUGGGUAAUGUUGUUGGUACAUUAGGAGCUAUUCCAUGUUGUAUUUGUUGUCCCAACCCAUUCAAGUCGGUCUCACAAGGAGAAGUUGGUCUGGUUACCAGAUUUGGCCAGUUCUACAAGUCGGUAGACCCUGGUUUGGUGCGUAUCAAUCCUCUUUCUGAGAAGAUUCACUAUGUUGAGGUCCGUAUCCAGGUCCUGGACAUUCCCCAUCAGGUUUGUAUGACUCGUGAUAACGUGAAUAUCCGCUUGUCUUCUGUGUUGUACUACCACAUUAUCUCGCCUCACAAGGCCAAAUUUGGUGUUACCAGUGUUAUACAAGCUCUUAUGGAGCGUACCCAAACGACCUUACGACAUGUUGUAGGAGCCCGAUCUUUGCAAGAGAUCAUUGAACGUCGUGAGGAAGUUGCCGCUUCAAUUCAAGAGAUCAUUGACGACACGGCCUCCUCCUGGGGUGUCAAGGUUGAGAGCAUUCUCAUCAAGGACAUUCUCCUCAGCGAAGAGUUGCAAGACUCGCUUUCCCAGGCCGCCAAGAGCAAGAGAGCCGGUGAAUCGAAGAUCAUUACUGCCCGUGCCGAGGUCGAGAGCGCCAAACUCAUGCGUAGAGCCGCCGAUAUCCUGGCUUCUAAGGCUGCCAUGCAAAUCCGGUACCUCGAAGCCAUGCAGCAAAUGGCCCGCACCUCGAACUCCAAGGUCAUUUUCAUGCCAUCCCAAGACACCAUCGAGCGUAUCAGCGACAACGUAAACUCAGAGGGUUUCCAGUCCGCACGGGAAGCUGCCGUUGACAACACCCCCGGGCCCAGUCGCAUCGCCGAGAACCUAGCCUACAACGAGAUCGAGAACUAA